GCUAAACCAGCCCACUAUGCAUUAAAUACCACCAUCAACACCACUGAGAUCUUCAGCACUCCUGAGAAACCUUACAAGUACAGCAUCAUGAUCAUCUCUGUGCUUUUGCUAGUCACCAUGCUACCAAAUCUGAGUUUUCCAGCAUCUGUGCAAGUGGGUAUAGUGAACGGCACAGAAGCCAAACCUCAUUCAAGACCCUACAUGGUUUCGAUUCAAAGAAAUAAAAAACACAUAUGCGGUGGCUUCCUUGUGUCUGCACAAUUUGUCAUGACAGCUGCGCACUGCUUCAAAUACGGAGACAAGCUGACAGUUGUGGUUGGAGCUCAUGAUUACACUAAAGGCUCUGGUCACAUGGGUGUGAAAUUCUACCACAUCCACCCUGGGUAUAAGCCUAGUCUGCUAAAUGACAUCAUGCUACUUCAGCUAGAUGAAAAAAUCGAAAAGAGCAAGAACGUGAAGUUGAUCUCCAUACCAAAGAAAGAUAAGGACAUCAAGGCUAAGGUCAAAUGCAGUGUUGCAGGAUGGGGGAAGAAAAACAACAGUGAUGUAUCAAGUGCUAAGCUUAUGGAGGUGGAUGUCACCAUCAUUGACAACAAAGAAUGUCAGAAGAAGUGGGGAAAAGAUUACUCCACCUCACGUAUGGUGUGUGCAGGCGGUCGUGGAGGAUUUUGCCAGGGGGAUUCUGGAGGACCUUUGGUGUGCAAUACUGACGCAGUCGGUGUGGUUUCAUUCUAUGAGAAAGACAACUGUAACUCACCUAGUCGACCAAAUGUCUACACCAAGAUUUCAAAAUUUCUAAAAUGGAUAAAUGCUAUUCUUGAAGUUGUGGUUGGAGAUGACAUAAUCAAUGGGAAAAAAAGCUUCAAAAAAUUCCUUGCAAUUCAUGGUCUCCGUGCAGAACAAUAAACAGCAUCUAUGUGGAGGAUUUCUGAUAUAUCCUCAAUA
Carassius carassius (crucian carp) is the source of this 945-nucleotide messenger RNA. Its product is annotated as mast cell protease 1A-like. Gene Ontology annotation, molecular function: serine-type endopeptidase activity. Gene Ontology annotation, biological process: proteolysis. The record is from RefSeq and is a predicted model, not a curated record. The transcript has 6 exons. Lineage: Eukaryota; Metazoa; Chordata; Actinopteri; Cypriniformes; Cyprinidae. The annotation marks the transcript as partial.